AUGUUGAACGUUCUCUCGUUGUUGGGCUGGAGCUUCCUUCCGAAUCUCGUCACGGGCUGGGUGCAGGCCAUCUACUACGGCAUCACGAUCCGGGCGGGCGAGGCGAAGCCGCAGCCGGGCACGCCGCGCUACGCCGAGCACCGCCGCCGCAUCCACAUCCUGGUCGUGUCCGUCUACCUGGCUUACACCAUCUACGAGGCCGACUACGAGCUGCAGCGCGCCGGCAGCUUCUACGGCGACCUAGGCGUCGGCCUCGACGCUACCGACCGCGAGAUCAAGUCGCGCUUCCGUCGCCUGGCCGCCACCUUCCACCCAGACAAGGUGGGCAAGGGAGGGGGGGACGCCGCCGCCGACAUGGCGACGGACCCCGACGCCGUCAACACGUACUUCAUCCACCUCAAGACGGCCUCGGACACGCUGCUAGACCCGGCGCGGCGCUUCGCCUACGACCGCUUCGGCCCCGCCGCCGUCGGCUGGGGCGCCCAGCGCUGCAAGACGGUGCGCGACUACGUGACGGUCGGCGGCCAGGUGCUGCUGGCCCACUACGGCGUCAGCGCUGCCGCCCUCUACGGCCUCGGCCUGCUGGGCUACAUGGACUGGGGCCGGUACGAGCGGUGGUUGGCCAUGGCCGCCAUGUUCGCCUUUGAGGCCCACACUAUGACGCGCCCCGGCCGCCCCGCCGUCGUCGACAAGCUGCUCAACCCGCUGCUGGCCUUGUUUGCCGGCGGCGGCUCCCGCGUCCCCUAUCUGCCCUUCCAGGCCAUCACCCUCGCCCGACAGCUCAGCAUCACGCUGUCCAUCGCGCUGAUGCAGAUCGGCCCGCUCCUGACGGCGGACACGUCGGGCGGGCAGAUCGCCACGAGGCGCCACGGCGGCGGCGCGGGUGAGAACGACGUGGCGCUACGGCAGGGCCUAGACCGCCUCGAGGCCGUGGCCAAGGGCCUCGACUCGGACGCCUCGCGGCUGCUGGACAUGGAGAUGGCGCCGUACGCCGGCGACGGCGACAUGCUGGCCGCCAUGCGAAGCAAGGUCAAGGAGUGGCUGGUGCAGAACACCAUCCGCGGCGACCCCAUGGUGCGCGACGCGCUCGGUAGGUCGCUCACUAAGCGGAGGGUGGACGCGCCUGCGGGAGCGAGAGGGACGAGGUGA
Molecule: messenger RNA, 1149 nt
Organism: Lasiosphaeria miniovina
Lineage: Eukaryota; Fungi; Ascomycota; Sordariomycetes; Sordariales; Lasiosphaeriaceae
Product: putative chaperone protein
Exons: 2
Coding region: 1-1149 (382 amino acids)
Source: RefSeq, a predicted model, not a curated record